Molecule: messenger RNA, 2305 nt
Organism: Populus trichocarpa (black cottonwood)
Lineage: Eukaryota; Viridiplantae; Streptophyta; Magnoliopsida; Malpighiales; Salicaceae
Product: DEAD-box ATP-dependent RNA helicase 18
Exons: 11
Coding region: 137-1915 (592 amino acids)
Cellular component (GO): nucleolus
Molecular function (GO): ATP binding; nucleic acid binding
Source: RefSeq, a predicted model, not a curated record
CUUUGGAGAAUUAUAUACUUCUCCAUUCAACAAUUCCUAAAGAAACGUUUCUGUUAAUUCCAGACACACGAGCAACAAAAGCCGCAACAUAGAUUUUGAAGGGAAUCAAAGAAGCGGCGGUACCUGAAACCCUACAAUGGACACCACCGAAUCACCGAACCCAAACAGAGCAUUAACGAACACCCGCUUCUCCGAUUUAAAGCCUUCAAUAUCCGAGCCCGUUCUCGAAGCCUUAACCAAUUCCGGGUUCGACUACUGCACACCGGUUCAAGCCGCUACUAUCCCUUUACUAUGCAGCUACAAAGACGUAGCAGUCGACGCCGCCACUGGAUCCGGAAAAACUCUAGCUUUUGUUGUACCUCUCGUCGAAAUUCUUCGCCGAUCCUCUUCUCCCAAACCUCACCAGGUGAUGGGAAUAAUUAUUUCUCCUACAAGGGAGUUAUCGUCGCAAAUAUAUAAUGUUGCACAACCUUUUAUUGCAACCUUAUCAAAUUUUAAGUCCAUGCUACUUGUUGGAGGCAUGGAUGUAAAAGCUGAUGUGAAGAUGAUAGAGGAGGAAGGGGCUAAUUUGUUGAUAGGAACACCUGGGAGGCUGUUUGAUAUAAUGGAUCGUGUGGAUGUCUUGGACUUUAGAAACCUCGAGGUUUUGAUUUUAGAUGAGGCUGAUAGGCUAUUGGAUAUGGGAUUCCAGAAGCAGCUAAACUCCAUUAUAUCUCGCUUACCCAAGCUUCGUAGAACUGGCCUUUUCUCAGCUACUCAAACCGAGGCUGUUGAAGAGCUAUCCAAAGCUGGACUGAGGAAUCCUGUGAAAGUUGAAGUUCGAGCUGAAACAAAAUCAUUAAAUAACUCAGUGUCUGGUCAACAAUUAGCACCUUCCAAAACACCAUCAGGCCUUCUACUUGAGUAUCUGGAAUGUGAAGCAGAUAAGAAACCGUCUCAGCUUGUUGAUCUCCUUGUUAAGAACAAAUCUAAAAAAAUUAUCAUAUACUUCAUGACAUGUGCUUGUGUCGAUUACUGGGGGGUUGUUCUUCCACGUCUCACUGUAUUGAAUGGCUUCUCUCUGAUAUCUCUUCAUGGGAAGAUGAAGCAGACAGCAAGAGAGAAAGCAUUGACUUCAUUUACAUCUCUCACAAGUGGCAUUCUUCUGUGCACUGAUGUUGCUGCACGUGGACUUGACAUUCCCGGUGUGGACUGUAUAGUGCAGUACGAUCCCCCUCAAGACCCAAAUGUCUUUGUUCAUAGAGUUGGUCGAACUGCUCGGUUGGGUAGGCAAGGAAGUUCCAUUGUUUUUCUGUUGCCAAAGGAGGAAGCUUAUGUGGAAUUCCUGCGCAUAAGAAGGGUUCCUCUUCUGGAAAGGAAAUGUGCAGAUGAUGCACCAGAUGUUGUUCCGCAGAUACGAUCUGCUGCUAAAAAGGACCGUGAUGUCAUGGAGAAAGGACUGAGAGCAUUUGUUUCGUACAUUCGUGCAUAUAAAGAACACCACUGCUCUUACAUUUUCAGGUGGAAAGAACUUGAAGUUGGGAAGUUGGGCAUGGGAUAUGGCUUAUUACAGCUCCCAUCAAUGCCAGAGGUAAAGCACCACUCACUUUCAACCAAGGAUUUCACUCCAGUUGACGACCUCAAUUUAGAGGAGAUCAAGUACAAGGAUAAAUCUCGUCAGAAACAAAGACGGAAAAAUUUGCAAGCCAAGAAAGAAGCACGGCAGCAAGAAUCAAAACCCCAAAAGGUAAGCAAGACCCCCAGUGCUGCAGCUACUGCCAUGAGAAAGAAAACUGCUAAACAGAGACGAGCUGCCCAGACAGUUGAGGAUGAAGAAGAGUUGGCUCGGGAAUAUCGUUUAUUGAAAAAACUGAAGAAGGGGACAAUUGAUGAAAGCGAAUUUGAAAAGUUGACAGGAACCGAUGAACUACUUUGAAGUGCAUGAUUUGCAGAUAGCUAUCCUGUGAAUUUACAUGAAUGGAUUAUCACCUGCGACCUGAAUAUGGGCUUUAAAGUUGAGGAACCAACUUAAAACUCUUCUUACCCACUGGCAAAGACAUCUGAAGCUUGCCCCGAAGACUAAAAUUCAGCAAAUGUUGCAAAGUUUUGAUGCAGAGAAACUUCACAUCCGAUAGAGAGACCUCCGAUUCCCUCCUAGUUUUUGGGUUUGCAUGAGUGAUUCAAGUGGUUGCUUCUGUUGCCAUUUUUUUUGUUCUCUCCUUACCUGUAUGUUGGUGUUAGUGGUUGUCAGUGUACGCUUUUGAUGUUGAUAUUAGUACGAAUUCAAAUUGGAAAUACAUCAGUGGUAAAAGGCUUUGAUACGAGA